Fusarium subglutinans is the source of this 987-nucleotide messenger RNA. Its product is annotated as endonuclease reverse transcriptase. The record is from RefSeq and is a predicted model, not a curated record. NCBI's taxonomy places the organism in Eukaryota, Fungi, Ascomycota, Sordariomycetes, Hypocreales, Nectriaceae. The transcript is spliced from 3 exons. The coding region runs from base 1 to 987 and encodes 328 amino acids.
AUGCCCCCGCCUCUCGCGGGACAGGAGCAUCUUCUCUCAGAUGCGACAAUCCCCCAACACGAUAACCACGACGCGGCUCCCGCCACCCCACGCGGCAAGCGACAAAACGAAGUUACCACGCCUCGAGUCACCGUAAGCAAACCCAACGGGCCUACCGCGAGAGCCCCAAGCCCACCCAGUAGCGAUGUCUUCGAAUACAUGGACACCACGGGAGGGAAUAACGACAUCGGCGCAACUGCCAACAACGAAAUCUACCUCGCGGGCCGUAACCACGCCGCGAACAUUCGUGCCAAGAUAGAAACCGAACUAGACAUCUUCGCAGCCUUCUGCAAGGCCAUUGACAGUGUCAGGAACACCUACGAGAGCAUGGGAGACCACGCCAAACAGUAUACCGAUACUCUGGCACAAGGCCUAAUCACCUACUGGACAAAGUCACAGGAUAAGGCAGCCAUGGCGCCAAAGCCGGCAAAGAGGGAUACCACCAACUACGCGGGAAUCCUCAAACGACAGACAAAUGGGAUAACCAACAACCCCCAGAAACAAGGCGCGACUACGAUCAAGCCCCUGACACGCGAGAACGACACGAGCACUGACCACCGUGUCUUUAUCCGGCUAGAAGGCCAGUCCCCUGCACCUGCCAGCACCACCGUGAAGAACACCCUCCUGAACAUGGCAGGUGAUAUCAUAUCCCAGAUAGGCGCAGACGCUGUGGAGGAAUCAAGCAAAUGGCACACCUAUAUCAUUGAAAAUGUGCCCACGAACGUACUCAUUGGCAACAAGAGAAUCGACCUAACAAAGCGCAUCGAGAUGGAAAUCGAAGCCCAGACAGGCCUCAAGCCCGUAAGAGCGCAGAUCACGAGAAAAUCCGACGAGACCACCGGAAAAGCAGGCAUCAUCGCCUCCUUCACCCAGAAACCACGAACCCGCUUCACGCUCUUCGGCACUAGCCAACUUUCAAGAGCCCUGACCAGAAACACCCGACCCUAA